Cooperia oncophora is the source of this 366-nucleotide messenger RNA. Lineage: Eukaryota; Metazoa; Nematoda; Chromadorea; Rhabditida; Trichostrongylidae. The record is from the annotation of a GenBank genome assembly.
AUGAUCGGUCUUCAAUCUGUGCAAGGAGACUGUGAAGAAGGGUGCUACACAACUGCAGUAGAGAUGAAGAUGGAUGGAGAUUUUCGCCCCGUCGGAUACAGGUUCUGUUGCAAAUCUCACUGGUUUCGGCGAAUCAUCUCCAAAGGCCGUAAUGUACCAAUAAUAUUCUUUGCACAGAAUUCAACCCUGGAUGUGACCCUUCAUUUCCGCUGGGUUGUAAGAACUCCAGAUGCAGAAGAUGCCAAGUAUCUGACUACCGAGCAGCUUGCCGAGGUUUACACACAGAAAGACGGUGACAACGGUAAACUUCUGAAAUCAGCUGAGCCCCUACAAGUUUACAACAUACACGUGGAACUUCAGGGUUAG